AUGGAAGACCCCCCGUAUGUCGCAUGGAUGAAGGAGCAGCAAAAGCAGGGGAAGCCGUCCCCUUCCAUCAAGCGUAUUGCAAAGGCAAAGCGUGAAUCUGCUGGCGCCAGCACUAGCAGCGGUCCUGGGCAUGACGACGACGAAACUGGGGGCGACACAGACGUCAGCGACGACGAUCUUGAGGAGAUCGUGUCGGAAUCGGACAGUGAUGCCGAUUCCGACAACUACAAGGCCGGCAGUGACGACGAAGAGGAAGAUUCGGACGGUGCCGAAGUAGGAAGCGGUGACGACCGCAGCACGCGUCGAUCGAAGAAGGAGAAGCGCCCGCCGGCGAAGCGCAACAAGCAAGUGUGGUCAGACGCAGAGCUGACAUCACUCGCGGCCGCUCGUUGGAACACGAAGGACGACCUGAAGGCGAUGCAAGGGAAGCAAGGGAGCCAGUACUGGAAGAAGUUGCGAGCUCAUAUGGUUGAGAGGGACGACACGUGGGACCGCGAUGAGGGGCAGAUGUCGAAUGCAUGGAAACGUCUCGAGAAAAAGUACCUGAAAACGAAACGGUCGGAGACGCAAAGCGGGGGGAAAGCUAUUACGAAGAAGCCGUGGUGGGAUUACGUUUAUCAUCUCAAGAAACACUCGGCUAAAGCCAAUGCCCACGCAGGGACGUCAACGCGGAAACCGACGUGGAGCGGCAACACAAGGGACGUCAACGCGGAAACCGACGUGGAGCGGCAACACAAGGCUGGCUUACGACAGCAGAUGGCCAGUCCGCUCAUACCACCUGCGGCGCCCGCGACUACGCCGCCACCAGCACCGCCUGCAGACGCAAGCGACGCCAACAUGGCGGGGUCGGAGGAUGUGGCAGAGCAGCACAAGCCUCAGCACGCGGUGGAUGACACACGGUGA
Molecule: messenger RNA, 903 nt
Organism: Closterium sp. Naga37s-1
Lineage: Eukaryota; Viridiplantae; Streptophyta; Zygnematophyceae; Desmidiales; Closteriaceae
Source: the annotation of a GenBank genome assembly